AUGGAGGCAUACGGCGUAUCGCCCGUGAUCGAUGUCGACCGGGCAUACAACAUAUCGCAUAGCCAUGACCUGCAUUUGAGAACCGGCGAUGUCGGGAUUCUAAGAUCGACCAUACUGCCCUCAUUCGCUUUACACUCCGGUCUGUCUGUCGCGAGCUUCAUCGCCGCAAAAGCGACAGAUAGGGGCGAAAUUAAAGAUUGGAACUGGCCGUCUAGCCAGGUCAUCAACGCCUGGUGGAGCGCUCUCGGACGUCCUAUGUACUACAACAACAUAUCAUUCACCGACGCAUGGAGCAGUCUCCCAUGGACUGAGAAGGUCCUGCUGGGCGGCGUGACAGCUUGGGGUACACGACUCUUCUACCGCAUCGUGUCAAGGACUCUCGCCCGCGGAAAAGACGACCCCCGAUACGAUGAACUAAAAGCCAAGGACCCCGCGGGAUUCUGGAAAACGGCAUUCUUCAAGCUAUUCGCUCCCGAGGCAGUGUUUCUCACGUUCAUCUCGUUGCCGUUUACCCUGCCUUUCUGCAUGACGCACUCGGCUAUCUCGGUUGAUCCGGACGUGUCCAAGAGUAUCCGCGCGUUGGGUGUGGGCUUGUUCAGUGCGGGUUUCGCGAUGGAGGUUAUGGCAGACACGCAGCUUGAGUUGCAUCGUGGAGAGCGGACGGAUCUCUGUCGUCAUGGUGUGUGGAGUAUUGUCCGGCAUCCGAACUACUUGGGUGACUCCCUGGUGCACUUCUCUUUCAUUCUCCUCAACGCCGCCAACACAUUCAACCCCCUUGUUCUCCUGGGCCCUAUCGCAAACUACGUGUACCUCCGCUUCGUGGGAGGCGACAAGCAGAACGAAGCCAGCCAAGAAGAGCGGUACGAAAAGGAAGAUCCGCAAAAGUACGCGCAGCUUUUGAGCUGGCGCAACGAGAAGAAUAGCUUCUGGCCGAGCGUUUCGGAGCUGGCGAAUCCGUGGACCUGGGCUGUGUUGGGGAGUGGGUUUAUUGGUGUUUUUGUGGAGGAGACUGCGAGGUGUUAUUUGGCGUAA
Molecule: messenger RNA, 1032 nt
Organism: Aspergillus wentii DTO 134E9
Lineage: Eukaryota; Fungi; Ascomycota; Eurotiomycetes; Eurotiales; Aspergillaceae
Product: DUF1295 domain protein
Exons: 2
Coding region: 1-1032 (343 amino acids)
Cellular component (GO): membrane
Source: RefSeq, a predicted model, not a curated record